Letharia columbiana is the source of this 321-nucleotide messenger RNA. RefSeq lists its product as uncharacterized. The record is from RefSeq and is a predicted model, not a curated record. NCBI's taxonomy places the organism in Eukaryota, Fungi, Ascomycota, Lecanoromycetes, Lecanorales, Parmeliaceae. The transcript has a single exon. Bases 1 to 321 code for a protein of 106 amino acids.
AUGGUCAAAAUUUACUUCAUGGCACAAACGCACGACUGCCCUCCAUCAGGACCCAUUGCCCUCGGCAAUAUCAUUGCUUUACCUUCGUUACCUGAAGAAGCAUUGAGUUCAGUUCCCGCCUUACCAAUACGACUGAUCCAAGAGUCCUAUCAAACGGAUUGGACAGCCGAGGUUGGGAGACGCAGGCAAGGACAAAUAGGCCUGUGGACGAAGUUCUUGCAGGUGUUAGGAGUCGGGAUCGACUUCGGUGUCGAUUAUGACAUUGGCAAAACGGAUAUAUGUGACUUUCGAUCGAGUGGAUACGCGAUUAUUCACGCCUGA